AUGGUUUGCCGAAUCGGACGAACGUUCGGAUCGGACGAAUUUGGGGACUCUGUAAAAUUUACUAAGGAACUACCACGAGAGUGGGACACGUCGCGUGCUACGCUCAUCGUCGUCGACGAUCACAUGACCGACGCCGGUUCCUUGAAGGAGUACGGAUUCGACCCCUACUACAAUAAAAACAAGGCGUCCGACGAUACAAAUGACUUUCACUAUUCGCUCCUCUCUCCAGAGGUAGACGAAGAGGAAGCGGAAAGGGUCGUCUCGGAAUUAAAGAAGGUUAUUUCAUGGGAUCAUGAGGAUUGCGUCUCCGUGUCGGGCAAGCCCAUCAGUCUCGAAUCUAUUGCGCCUGAUUUCUCUGCCCAAAUCUCGCGAGCCUCAGCAGCAGCAAGCCUCCAUUGCGUGGACGACUUAUGGAGGGAUAUGAGAAACCAGAGGGUGGUUGGGGGAGUGGACCGCUACAGAAAAGCGCGUCACAUGAGCAAAAACAAGGCUCUCGCCAUUCUCAGAAAGCUGGACGCCUACACGCUGUCUGGAUUUGGGGCUCUUAUCUUGUUGAAGAGCAUUCUUCGCGGUGCACGUGUGGGAACGACUGUUCUUGGACUGCAAGGGUACCUUCAGGAAAUGACAAGCACCGAUGAUAUCUUGACAACAUUCGGACCAUGGCACUUCUGGAUAUUUGCCUUUGUGCUCAUUCGAGGAGUUCCUUCAGCAUACUUCUCAAUGGGAAUCACCUUCAUGGCGCCCUCUAUAGACCAUUGGUGCGCUAAACCGAAGAGCCUCGGUAACUGGACCACGGAGGAAUGGCGAGCAUACGGCAUCCCUCACGAAGAUGCAGGUGAAGGGGCCCUUGCGCCAAGCCACUGCAACAUGUACCUCGUAGAAGACAUCAAUGGUAGCGUAAUUUUAUUGAAGAAUACCACCGUGCCCUGCUCGUCGUGGGAGUAUGAUGUUGGGAAUUAUAUACACACCCUAACAAAUCAGUUUGACCUGGUCUGCAAUCGUGUAUGGCUGCGCGCGGCUUCCCAGAGCUUCUACAUGGCUGGUCUCAUGGUAGGCAGCUUCGUCUUCGCUCAUGUCUCCGACUGGUACGGCAGGAAACGAGCCAUAGCAUUUAUGAUUCCCAUUACUGUCGCUGCUGGUUUCAUUUCGGCAUUCUCAUCGUCGUUUAUGAUGUACAACAUUGGCCGAAUGCUGUCAUCUUUCGCACUUGGUGGAAUUUACAACACCAGUUAUACGUACGUGAUCGAAUGCGUGGGAGCGAAACACCGCGCAGUCGGCGCUUUCAUUUCGGGGACCGGUUGGACCUCUGGACUGUUAACCCUGGUAGCUUUCGCCUGGUAUUUGAGGAACUGGAUCCAUCUUCAGAUCGCCAUCUCGCUCUGCAUGCUCGUAGUUGGAGCCCUGUGGCUCGGAAUACCAGAAUCCCCACGGUGGCUUCUAGCAGCCGGAAAACACGAACAAGCCAGACAUAUUCUGGAAGAUGCUGCGAAGAAGAACAAAAUUCAAGGAGUGUCCGUUGACAACGUCAUCGCUGAAUAUCAAGAAAAGAAGGCUCAAGAGAACCUCACCGAGAAACCAACCUUCGUUCACCUGUUCGGUACGGCUCACCUCUGCAGAACGACAGUCGUGGUUUGUGCUGUGUCCAUAGCGCACACCAUGUUGUACUACAACGUCACCUACGCCAGCAUAAAUCUGGGCACAAAUCCUUACCUAAGCUUUGCCAUCGUCGCAGCUAUGGAGUACCCCAGCCGGAUAUUGGCAGUACCUCUCGUCAAGUACAUGCGUCGCAGAAGAGCAUACGUAUUGACCUUCUCGUUAGCAGCCAUUUGUUCAGCUGCUAUCGCUUUCGUACCCAAAGAGUCGUGGUGGCUGCAGCUUUCUCUGGCUGUGCUCGGUAAAUUAGGCAUUUCCUGCGGAGGAACAGUCCAGAGUGUGCAGGUCUCUGAGCUGUACCCUACCAGAAUGCGAACCCUAGCACUAGGGUUCAGCAUCUCAACUGGUCGUGUCGGAGCCAUACUGUCUCCAUUCACAAACGAGUUGGGCAUUAUUUUCUACCCGUGGGUACCAAGAGCCGUGGACGCCGCAACAGGUGUGAUCUUAGUGCUGUUAUCUGUGACGCUUCCCGAAACGCUGAACAUUGAACUGCCGGACACUUUGAAAGACAUCAAGACCGGGAGCAACUACGACGCGGUUGCAUUGGAGGAACGGGAUACGCUGAAGAAGACAGAUCUGACGUGAUUGCUUGUAAAUGGAAGAAAGUGCAUCGCUUUAUUGAUGGAAUUGAUAAUCGUUAGAAUUGGUGGCCCUUACGGGAUUGUAAAGCGUACACUUAAAUGUGUUCCAUUGCAUGAUGCAUGCAUUGUACUAUGCGUCAGAGUAUUGAGAGAGAGAGAGAGAGAGAAAAAAAAACAUGAAUCAUCUUUCUACGCGUUGUAGUCAGUGAGAUAGAAAUCCUCGAAAAAACAUUCCGUUCAAGCUGUUCGCUGCGAGAUCGAGGUACAGGUGACGACAACGUUACCUUUCUAGUGCGCAUAACACGCCGGCCGAUGUUCGGCUUUGAUGUUUCUUUUCCGUAAUUCUUGUGUAUACUCAUCGGAAGAUCACUUGUAGCGCGAUGGUACGAUACUGUUCGGCUCCCCAAUGCCCCACCCACUGUACUGAAGGCCGAAUAAACGUGUAAAGCAGA
Ornithodoros turicata is the source of this 2686-nucleotide messenger RNA. RefSeq names its product organic cation transporter protein-like. The record is from RefSeq and is a predicted model, not a curated record. Bases 1 to 2238 code for a protein of 745 amino acids. Gene Ontology annotation, molecular function: transmembrane transporter activity. Gene Ontology annotation, cellular component: membrane. Gene Ontology annotation, biological process: transmembrane transport. Lineage: Eukaryota; Metazoa; Arthropoda; Arachnida; Ixodida; Argasidae. The transcript has 15 exons.